CUUCGCCCGGAUACCAAAGCCACUACCCACUGCAAAACCAGCCUUAAAAAUCAAUUCCCUCAUCUUCUUCCCUAACCUCUCUUGUCCCUCUCAAUGGUGAAAUCUUCUUUACCAAAUUCUUCAGACUAAAACAGUGAGGCUCGUUCUCUGAUUCAUACCGAAACGACAAUGGUUUCUAUAGAAGACUCCCAUUCGAGCUCCAACCGUUUCCCUCUAGCCCGAAACUUGUAUUCGCCGAAAGUUCACCGACACAGCAUGGGCCGGUCGAUGCGCACGAUACGGUCCAACGCGUACCAAAGAAACGACGACGAGAGCAGUUGCUGCUCAUUUGUCGUCGAGAGAUCGGGAUGUGCAUCCGAGAACCUGACCGAUUCGGGCAUCGACAUGCGGCUGAGCGAGCUUGCAAUGCGGAACGGCAAGUCGCUGAAGUCCACGUCUUCGUCUGAGAUGGAGGAGAUGAAGGAGUUUCUGGAUCUUUCCCAGGCCUUCAGCGACCUCUCAGUUUACAGCAGCGACAUCUCCGGGGAGCUACAGAGGCUAGCGACCUUGCCCGCGACGUUGUUGGACAACAACGGCGAGGAUGCUGGCGUGGCGGAGGCGGCCGAGCCGUGUUCGGGGUUUCUACAGAGGGAGACCUUCUCGACGGAGAUAAUCGAGAGCAUUUCGCCGGAGGAUCUCCAGCCUACGGUGAAGAUCUGCGUGGACGGGCUCCAAUCGCCUUCUAUAGCCGUGAAGCGGUCGGCGGCGGCCAAGCUGAGGCUUUUGGCGAAGAACCGUGCCGAUAACCGGGCUCUGAUCGGCGAGUCCGGUGCGGUCCCUGCUUUGAUUCCGCUUCUCCGGUGCAGUAGCGAUCCAUUGACGCAAGAACACGCCGUCACGGCCUUGCUUAACCUCUCUCUUCACGACGGCAACAAGGCCUUGAUCACAAACGCCGGUGCGAUCAAGUCCUUAGUGUACGUGCUCAAGACCGGCACCGAGAUCUCCAAGCAGAACGCCGCGUGCGCGUUGCUCAGCCUGGCUCUGCUGGAGGAGAACAAAAGCUCCAUCGGGGCCUGCGGGGCAAUCCCGCCGCUGGUGUCGUUGGUGCUGAAUGGUUCGAGUAGGGGGAAGAAGGACGCUUUAACGACGUUGUAUAAGCUCUGCACGAUAAGGCCGAACAAGGAGAGGGCUUUGAGCGCCGGGGCCGUGAAGCCGCUGAUGGAGCUGGUGGCAGAGCAGGGGAAUGGGAUGGCGGAGAAGGCGAUGGUGGUGCUGAGUAGCCUGGCGGCGAUUGAGGAGGGGAGGGAGGCCAUUGUGGAGGAGGGUGGGAUUGCGGUGCUGGUGGAGGCUAUCGAGGAUGGGUCGGUCAAAGGGAAGGAGUUUGCCGUGCUGACGCUGUUGCAGCUGUGUGCAGACAGCGUCAGGAACCGAGGGUUGCUGGUGAGGGAGGGGGCGAUUCCUCCGCUGGUGGCGCUCUCACAGACGGGGUGCGUUAGUGUUAGAGCUAAGCACAAGGUGAGUGGCUGAAACGCUUCUUGGGUAUUUGAGAGAACCCAGGCAAGAGGCAGCAGCCUCUUCAAGUCCUUAGACAAGAAGAAGGUCAUUUUACUCUAAUUACAGUAAGAUGUUAGCUGUUGGUGUGUAAAUAUGUUUUGGUUUUUUGAUGGUUUUGUACAGAGUGGUUGAGAAAUUUGUGAGAUUAUUUGUAGAAGGAAGGAGAUUAGGGAGGGUAGGGAGUAAGAGUCUGACCUUUAGAUGUGUAUGAGCUUUACUAGGUUUUUGGAUUUUCAUUAUUCCAUUUCAUUGACUAUGUUUUCUAGAGGUGGAAUACAUGUUUGCUUUUUGGGUUUUGGGGUGGUGAUGAGAUUUGGGUUAAUUCUCCUUAUGUUUUGUUUGGGUGAGACCCCAAAUGUUGUGAACUUGUGAAAAGGUUUUAAUGUGAUCCUCUGGUUUUUAUGUAGCCAACAUAACAAGAAUUAUGUACACGAUUAUUUUCCAUA
Molecule: messenger RNA, 1979 nt
Organism: Alnus glutinosa
Lineage: Eukaryota; Viridiplantae; Streptophyta; Magnoliopsida; Fagales; Betulaceae
Product: U-box domain-containing protein 4
Exons: 3
Coding region: 169-1506 (445 amino acids)
Cellular component (GO): cytoplasm; nucleus
Molecular function (GO): protein binding
Source: RefSeq, a predicted model, not a curated record